Molecule: messenger RNA, 488 nt
Organism: Ruditapes philippinarum (Manila clam)
Lineage: Eukaryota; Metazoa; Mollusca; Bivalvia; Venerida; Veneridae
Product: adenosine deaminase-like
Biological process (GO): hypoxanthine salvage; inosine biosynthetic process; negative regulation of adenosine receptor signaling pathway
Cellular component (GO): cytosol; external side of plasma membrane
Molecular function (GO): adenosine deaminase activity
Source: RefSeq, a predicted model, not a curated record
AUAAUACUUCUUAACAUAGAUAUCUAUGUGUACUAAAAAUUUUGUGAACUUAUCACGUACACACGUGCUUUAAUCCGUUGUUUUGAGAAGAAGACGAAUAUAUUAAAUAUCAAAGAUAUUUAAUUACGUGUUAUAUCCAUCAAUAUUCUAAUGUAUGUAUAAGCACAUUUUCAUUAGUGCCACCGUCCUAUAUAUUAAUAUUUAAUUGUACAAACCCAAGAUUUACCAUUCUGAUAUUAAGUGUUUAAUAACGGAUAAUAAUAAAGUAUGAGUUUUUGGAGACUGAUAUUGCCUAAAGCACGACCGGGUGCAUAUUCGAGGUUCGAACUCUACCAGCGAGGCUCAUUGGAAGGAAUCAUGGAGUUCAUGGAGCCAGAAGAAGAGGCGAAACUGAUUGCCGAAUUUAAUCAAAGGUUUCCGUACAAGGUAGAAUUACACGUGCAUCUCGACGGCGCCGUGCGACCGGAAACAGUUAUAGAUAUUGCUAA